Molecule: messenger RNA, 2196 nt
Organism: Linum trigynum
Lineage: Eukaryota; Viridiplantae; Streptophyta; Magnoliopsida; Malpighiales; Linaceae
Source: the annotation of a GenBank genome assembly
UCGCCGGCGGCACCCUCUCCCUUAUCCUUCAGAAUUGUGCACGACCUCAAAAUAAAGAAAAUUCGUGGAAAAUCUUCACUCCAACAAUGGCGUCCAUUCAGUCCCCAAUUUCUGCCGUAUCAUUCAACAAAGCCAAACGGCCCAGAAGGAGGAUACCCUGUUCAUCACUUUCUCCCGCUCUGAACACAAGGGCCAUGGCGAAGGAGCUGCACUUCAACCAUGAUGGGUCCACCACGAAGAAGCUUCUGGCAGGGUUGGAACUGGUGGCAGAGCUGGUUGGGGUGACUCUGGGUCCUAAAGGAAGGAAUGUGGUGUUGCAGAAUAAGUAUGGGCCUCCCAAGAUUGUCAAUGAUGGAGAAACUGUCCUCAAACAGAUUGAAUUGGAGGAUCCUCUAGAAAAUGUUGGGGUGAAGCUGAUAAGGCAAGCUGGUGCUAAAACAAAUGAUCUUGCUGGUGAUGGCUCCACUACAUCUAUAAUUCUCGCCCGUGGUCUGAUCACCGAGGGGGUGAAAGUGAUUGCAGCCGGUUUGAACCCUAUCCAAAUUGCUCGCGGGAUUGAGAAGACUGCAACAGCCCUUGUUUCGGAACUCAGAUCCAUGUCAAGAGAGGUUGAGGAUGAUGAGCUCGCUGAUGUUGCUGCAGUUGGUGCAGGGAAUGACUAUGCAGUAGGAAACAUGAUUGCUGAUGCUCUUCAGCAAGUGGGAAGGAAAGGCGUUGUUACAAUUGAACAAGGAAAAAGUACCGAGAAUUGUUUACAAAUCGUGAAAGGAAUGCAAUUCAAUCGUGGAUAUAUGUCUCAUUACUUUGCAACUGAUCGAAGGAAAAGGAUAGUGGAGUUUCAUGAUUGCAAGCUGCUUUUGGUUGACAAAAUAAUCACAAAUCCAAAGGCAAUGUUAAAAAUUUUGGACAAUGCAGUCAAAGAGAAGCUCCAUAUUGUAAUAGUUGCAGAGAAUGUCGAGCAGGAAGCCUUGGCUCCCAUUAUAAGAAACAAACUCCGGGGUGUGCUGAAGGCAGCAGUAAUUAAGGCACCCGCCUUUGGUGAGCUCAAAAGCCAUUACUUAGACGACAUUGCUGUCCUGACCGGAGGCACUGUUAUCAGAGAUGAUGCAGGGGUGACACUAGAAAAUGCUGGCGAGGAGGUAUUGGGCUCUGCUACCAAGGUCGUGAUAACAAAAGACUCAACAUUGAUAGUUACAGAUGGAAGCACUCAGGCAGCUGUUGAUUCUAGGGUUUCCCAACUGCGCAAUCUUGUUGAGAACACUGGGGAGAAGUCCUGCAGGAAAACAUUGAAUGAAAGAAUUUCAAGGUUGUCAGGAGGCAUUGCAAUUCUCCAGGUGGGAGCACAGACUGUAAUUGAGUUGAAAGAUAAGCAACUGAGGAUUGAAGAUGCUUUAAAUGCAACUAAGGCUGCAAUUGAAGAGGGUGUGGUGGUUGGUGGUGGCUGCAGCCUUUUGAGGCUAGCUACGAAGGUUGAUGAGAUUAAGGAACAUCUUGAUAAUGACGAGCAGAAGAUUGGAGCGGAAAUCUUCCAAAGAGCUUUGAGCUAUCCCAUAAGAUUAAUAGCCAGCAAUGCAGGUGUCAAUGGUAAUGUUGUGAUAAAUCAGGUGCUGUCAAAUGAUGACCCAGGAUAUGGAUAUAAUGCUGCAAAGAACAGAUACGAGGACUUGAUAACUGCAGGGAUUAUGGAUCCAACAAAGGUGGUACGAUGUUGUCUGGAGCAUUCUGCAUCAGUGGCAAAGACAUUUCUCACUUCGGAUGCUGUUGUACUCGACAUCACGGAAAAAAGGUCUCUGCCGAGGACAAUAUCGAUGCCAUCACCACCCAUUACAUCCAUCCCUGACAGACGACAAAGAGGGCUUGGACCUCUGAGAUUAUAACCACGGGACACUGCCAGAGGUUGAGGUGUAGCGUUUGAGUUUCUUCAAGCGUUCAAAUGGGAUCUCUAGCAUCAGUCAAUAGUCCGCUUGUCAAUGGCAUUCCUGCAGUUGUGAAUGGAAUUAACCUGUGACGCCAUGGGGAUCCACUGGUGGGGAGAAGAAAGAAAAGCAAACCAAUCGUGAGAUCUUAGUUUCGAUUCAUCAAAAGCACAUCAAAGCCUAGCUACGGUCCAAUUGACCUUUUGACUUGCAAAUCAUGCUUCGUGCCAUACAUCACUCUGAUAUUAUUUACACCUAAGAAUAAAUUCACCUUAAAACA